Magallana angulata is the source of this 1974-nucleotide messenger RNA. RefSeq lists its product as uncharacterized. The transcript is spliced from 6 exons. Bases 168 to 1253 code for a protein of 361 amino acids. The record is from RefSeq and is a predicted model, not a curated record. Lineage: Eukaryota; Metazoa; Mollusca; Bivalvia; Ostreida; Ostreidae.
UAAAUCAACGCAACAAUUUCCCGCUGUUUGACGUCACGCCAUAGACAAGUCAUACCGUGGAAAAGAGAGAGAAAAUUCGGAUGUGUCAAUACGUGAACAUAAACAACUUACAGUUGGCACAGAAUCAUUGAUGUUGUAUCCACCGAUGACAGAGUAAAUGUGUAAGCAUGCCGUCUAAUGAUGAUUUCUCGCUGAGUGUGUUGGUCGGUAACACAGUCCUGCCCGAGUACUCUCACGGCGGAGUGUGUUACGUGGAGUGUGAUCUGUUCUCUCCUGUAAGCUUCAAUCAACGGACAGAGGAAAGAGUGGGACAAGAACUUGAGGUUCAGAAACAACCCGUGACACCAUUCUCGAUCUGCCUUGUGGCAAAACCCAGCCCCAACAUCCACCAACGGUAUUAUUACAGGGUGUUUAUUGAUGGCCAGAAAGUCACAGCUCGGAGUAUCCAGCAGGGCCAAUAUAAGUAUAUCAAGGGAUUUCGUGAUAAUAACACUGUAAAAGAAUUCCUCUUCUCCAUGCCCAGCCUCAAACAAUCACAGAUUCAGUCUCCAUCCUCGGAUCGUGUCGGAUGGAUCGACGUGGAGUGUUGGAACGCCACUUUGAAGACAUCAAAGAAAACAGUCAGAAACAAACAACACAACUUCACCCCAGGAUCCAAAAAAGACAGUUUACGAGUAACCCAAGGCAAGUACAUGAUGACCACUACUAAAGUAGGGCGUGUCCUUCAGCUAAAGAAUAUUAAUCGAACCACUGACUUCUGGGAUCUCAUCUCGCUGCGUAGUAAACUCUCUGUGAAAUAUGUCACUGCUCAGGGUCUGACUGAUAUGGGUAUGACUGUGGUCCCUAUCCCUUACCCCGUCACCCUGGGGCGCAGCCAGUCCCAAGGGGUUGGUCAGUCUCAGGGAGUAGGUCAGCAAGAAAUGGAACAAAAACCAAACGUAGAUCUGUCAAACGGUUUGGCAGGAACAGUCUACGACAACCAGACACAAGACAAAACCGAGAUUAAGGAGAGCAUCGUUGUUGAUUCCAGUUGUGAUGUUGUUAUAGACGGAAGUGUUGAUUUAACUGCUCUGGAACCAGAGAUCAAAAUGGAGUCGGAGGAUGGAUCUGGAGCAAACAGUCAGAAUGUGUCGUCAGAGAGAAAGAAUAGGGGGAAAAGAGUGCCACGUUUGGGAACCGACCUUGUGAUUAACCUCUGUGACCUUGAGGAAGAAACGGGGAGGGCUGACAAUGAUGUCAUAGUGUUAGAUUGACAAAAAAUGAAGAGAUCAAAGCAGUUGUUGAGAGAAUUAAGAACAGGUUAAAAUUUUAGGUGCUUCUUGUAAAUUGAAGAAAAGGUUAAGGAUUCUCCUAAGGUCGUCAUGGAAAUAUUGAUGUAUAGAUUGAUUUCAUGUACAUGCAGUGGUUGCAUGUUUUUCAUCUUGUUUUUUUCUCAUUAUUGAUCAUUAAACAUUCAUUAACUUUUUUAUAUAUAUGCAUGAUGUUGACACCAUAAACCAGGUAGUAAUUAACUGUAAUAAAAUUGGUUUCAUUUGGUCUAUGUUUAUAAUAUAAUAUUAUUAUAAAGAUUAAUUGUUCAUUUAAAUUGAAGUUGCAUGUAUGAUAGAUAAUUUAUGCGAGGCAAAUUCACAUUCAUAAAUUUAAAGCAGUGGUAUACAUGUACGUAUGUAAUCUCUCUCUCUCUCUCUCUCUCUCUCUCUCUCUCUCUCUCUCUCUCUCUCUCUCUCUCUCCACGCGAUUCUUAUGAUUAUAUAUUUUUUGGUUUAUACUUAAAAAUUAACAAAAGAACAUGAAAUGAUGUUUGUAUAUUUCAGUAAUACUUUCCAUAUUUUAGACAUGUAAAAGGACUAUAUGCAUUUUCUGUGUAUAAAGACAAAACAAAGUAUGUUUGUUUCAUGAUUUAUUUUUUCACUUUAUUUAUUAUAAAAGCAAAGCAUGUGUGAUAAAUACAUGUGUGAAAUGAAAUACAUGUAA